Messenger RNA from Anthonomus grandis grandis, 28170 nucleotides. RefSeq names its product SID1 transmembrane family member 1-like (gene Sirc). Gene Ontology annotation, cellular component: membrane. The record is from RefSeq and is a predicted model, not a curated record. The transcript has 19 exons. Lineage: Eukaryota; Metazoa; Arthropoda; Insecta; Coleoptera; Curculionidae. Bases 302 to 2713 code for a protein of 803 amino acids.
UUCAUAGCUUUUUGUUUGAUUAUUUUGGUUUUGUUAUGAUUCAUAAUUCAUAAUAAUAACUUCCAACUUUAUCUAUUUUUCUUUUAUUUAUUAAGUACCGAGUUGAUAAGGAGUUUUUAUGACGCCCGAGUAAAAUAAAUUCACAUCAGUCUCAUUUUUUUAUAUGUGGUGAUUUUUGAAAAAAUCAAAAUUAUAUAAUUGUGACUGGGGAAUCCCCUGAUAGUAAAUAAUUGAAUACUAGCAUGGAGGCAUAGAUGGUUUAUUCCAUGAACAUUCUUUAGACUUAACUGCAGUGCCAAAAAUGCUGAAAGUUGUGGUUUUAAUUUUAUUAAUAAACUUUUCAAGCAGCAUAUCACAUCUCAACUAUACAGUGAUCAAAACAGCAAGUUACUCAGAUCCUCAACAUGGAACAGUCAACAGCUCAGUGGAGUAUAUUUAUAGGUUCUCUUAUAACACAACCCAACUUCAGCUUAGUGGUAAGCUAGGAGUGCCGCCGAGAGUAAAAGUCACUUCAACAACAGCCUCCAUAGACACCCCUCUGAUGGUCACUACAAGACAGCCAAAGCAGCUCCUAUCGUGGAAGUUGCCUCUUUCAGUGGAAACUACCAAUGCCGAACUAGUUUAUAUGAAUACAGCUAGGACUCUGUGCUAUGAUAUUCUGGAUCCCAUCAUUUUAAGUUCUUAUAAACUUGAGGAGCAUGAAAACCCGAUAGUUACUUUAGCAACAACGUCUAAAGAAAAUAUUGACUAUACACUUACAGUGGACUUUCCAAAAUAUUUCCACUUGGAUCCCAGCGUUCCAUAUCAUGUGAAUAUUAGUCCUAGUGAACCGCAAUAUUUCUUUUACAAUUUUUCGGCGCCAAACAACCCUUCACAAAAUUCUGGAUCGAACUAUGAUACAGUGCUUUUGACAAUAACCUCAAAUGAUAGUAUUUGUACCAUUGUCAGCAUUCAGAACGUUAGUUGUCCCGUUUUUGAUCUAAAUGAAGAUAUCACAUUUAGGGGCUUUUAUGAAACCUUCACGACUAAAGGAGGAAUUACUAUUCCGAAAUAUAAAUUCCCUUAUGGUUUUUACAUCGUAUUUGUGGCUAAAGCAGAUGACUAUGACUGUACGAGAGGAGUGGAGUCAUCAGUAUCAGUUGAAGCAGCGAUGGUUGAGCGCAGGAAUAAACAGCUGUCUCUCGUCAUUUCUCCUAGCAUCAGCUAUAGCGAUUAUGUAUUUGCAGUGUUUGUAACCCUAGGUGCUAUAGGAUGUUUUUAUGUAGUAUUUGGUGUGACUUUUUGUGUACUUUCAAGAAAGUAUUAUAUGCCUCGCCAAAUGGAAUAUGCGGAGCAUAGUGAUUCAAUAUCCUCAAGGAGAAGAGUUCUUCCAAUACCAGUUGAGCAAGUUCACUUAUCGAAAAAUAUCCAAGGUUCAGUAAAUCCGGAAACUCAAUCGCUAGAUGAAACUGAAUAUGACCACAUUCAGGAAAUUCAAGAUGACCGAGAGAUUAGAUUAUGUAGAAACGAACCAUGUUUAAAUGACUUGGCUAGAAAACCGCCUCAGGUCAUCGUAAAGAAAAGCUAUUUGUAUCUCUACAACGUGCUGACUGUCGCAAUAUUUUAUGGAUUACCCGUCGUUCAAUUAGUUAUAACUUACCAACGAGUUCUUAACCAAACAGGUGAACAAGACCUGUGCUAUUACAACUUCUUAUGUGCACACCCUAUGGGAUUCUUAAGUGAUUUUAACCAUGUGUUCUCCAAUGUAGGAUACUUGUCUUUGGGAAUUUUAUUUUUAAUUAUCACUUAUAAUCGAGAACUGACUCAUAAGGAUCUUGACUUUGAUAGGCGUUAUGGUAUUCCUCAACAUUAUGGUUUAUUUUAUGCCAUGGGUGUGGCCUUAAUGAUGGAAGGUGUUUUAAGCGGAAGUUACCACGUGUGUCCUAGCCAAACCAACUUUCAAUUUGAUACAAGUUUUAUGUACGUUAUGGCGGUACUCUGCAUGAUCAAACUAUACCAAAAUAGGCAUCCUGACAUUAACGCUAGCGCCUAUUCUACAUUUGGUGUGCUGGCAGUUGCCAUAUUAAUUGGUAUGAUCGGAAUAUUUGAAAAUACAAUCGAAUUCAGGAUAUGCUUUGUUGUAUUACAUAUAAUAUCAUGUUUUUAUUUGAGCAUUAAAAUGUAUUACAUGGGCUGCUGGAAGUUGAGUAUUAGUUCAUUUGUGAGGUUGGGGCACGUUAUUAGAAACGACUUUCUUGCUGGACCUCUUAACGUUUUGAAGCCAUGUCAUAAAGCGCGGUUUGUUAUGUUACUAAUUGGAAAUAUUGUUAAUUGGACCUUAGCCGCUAUUGUAGUAACAACUCACCCAAGGAACUUUCCUGUCUUCCUUUUAUUCAUAUUCAUGUCAAAUACCCUGAUGUAUUUCUUCUUUUAUAUAAUCAUGAAGUACUUGCACAAAGAAAAGGUUCGGAUUAUCACCUGGCUAUUCUUAUUUAUGUCGACAAUAUGUGCAGUAACAGCCAUAUAUUUCUUUUUACAUGGGUCAAUAUCUUGGUCGAAAACUCCCGCUCAAUCACGUACAUUUAACACGUCAUGCAAACUUAUGCAUUUUUAUGACUACCACGACAUAUGGCACUUUUUGAGCGCAAUCGGAAUGUUCUUCACGUUCAUGGUCCUUUUAACUUUAGAUGACGAUCUGUCCCAUACGCACCGGAAUCAAAUACCCGUAUUUUAAACUGACAAUCUUUUGGAUGAUUCAAAAUAUAUACAUAAUAAUGUAUAAUAUAAUGUGUAAUAUUUUGCAAGCAUCAGGAAAAUAAAUAGGGUAAACUGUCCAACAGUGAACCAUUAUUAUUUUUUACUCAUUUUUUAAAGAGAAUAGAGAAGGUAAAAAUUUGCAAACUUCAGUUUAUAUUAGUUAUUAUAAUGAUGUAUUAAAUACAGGCACCAUUUAACAAAAAAUAAUAUAGAGUUAAUCUUUAUAUUUUUUUUUUUAAAACCUGUUUUGUGGUUUACUGUGUACCACCUUGUGAAUGAACCAUUACCAAUGAACCAUCUACACUGUUCACAGUGAACCAAAAACAAAAAAAAAACGAAUGAAGUAUGAUAUGUAUAUAUAUAUAUCGACGACGUUACGACAGAAAGGCAUAACCGACACUCACGCUUUUUUUCAGGAGACGAAAAAAACGUUUACAGUCGUAAAAUAUUUAUAUCAUUGAUUUUUUUUUUAAAAUUUUGAUGUUCCUGAUAUAAAACAUUUUGUUUUGAAAUGUUUUUAUUGAAUAAAACUUACACAAACAUGAGAUAUUUAACAUUUUGGCGCUUACGUCUUUUUCAAAAUAUUCUGUGGCGUAAAAGCCUUUUUAGGAGGUGGUUAGAAUUUUGAGCCGAAAAAUAAGUUGUCUGAAAAUGUCGGUUAGCAUCUUUUACGCCUUUUGACUUCAUAGAUACAAUAAAUGGUGAAUAAGCCUUUAUUGCUUUUAAGGUAACAUUUUAGGAAAAAAUAUACACAAAAAUGUUUUUUCGUAAAAUUAAAUACACAAAAAAUAAAACAAAAUUCUUUGUUAAAACUAGAUAAUAAAGUAUUAAAUACUCGUAUUUAAAAGUAACAUAAAAUGUACAUAAAAAAAAUAAAAAUCAGUAUCGGGUCAAAAACAGCAACCAGUAGAGCUAAACUAAAAUCAACUUAUUCUAACAGUCAUAGCCCAAAAUAAGACUAAUAAUAAAAUUAGUACUCCUUCAAAAUUGUAGGCAAAAAAAAUUUGUUUUGGUAUUUUUAAAAAUGUAAUAAAUGUAACUUAAGUUACACUAUAAAACAAACAAAAAAUAUAUAAAAAGCAGAAUUAAAAGUAAACACUAAAUAUAACGCACCAUAAAGCUUCAAAGAACUCUAACUAGUUACUUGUUUAACACUUAUAAAUCUUUCUUCUUUUCCCAACAAUAUUUCUAAAUAAUAUUUCGAACAUUUUUUUUUAAAUCUUUCAACGCCUUUAGAUUUUAGAUAUAAUAUUAUCACAGAUUAAUAUAGCUACGCUCACCCUUACGCUUACGCUUACCCUAUAUUAAUCUGUGAUAAUAUUAUCUUCUAUGUCACUUUCGGGUAAAACAUCUGGUACAUUAUUAUUUCCCUUAAGAGCCAUGUACUCCGCAUGAUAUUGUUUUUUUAUCUUUAGACUUUGACAAAGAUCUAAAAGAUUUUUUAAUUUUUGAGGAUUAAUGGGCAGUUCACUAUUAUAAGCUCGAGGGAUAUUAAAUCCAUUUCGUCUCUCAACCCACUGAAUUUCGUGUGGCAUCUCCUUGUUGUAAUUUGUAAAGGCAAAAAAUGUGUUUUUAUUGUUCUUACUUGCAAAUUUAGCACUGCUUAUAUUAGAAACCUUAAACUCCAUGCCACUGAGUGUCUUCAGUUUUUUAGGAGUAGAUACAGAUUUCCAAUCUAAAAAGUCCCCGUAGUGCAUUGAAACUACUUCGUAAGGCUUUGGGAGACGUCCAGCAUUUCGAAUGAUAGUCGUCCAUUCUGAAGGUGCCUCAAUAUUCAUUUUUGAUGCAUAGCGUUUAAUGACCGCAUGUAUGCUAUCAACGGGCAUAUAAGUAUGGCCUGCAACCAGAUAACUUAUUGUUAUUUCUUUUAUUGACUUAGAAUUCGACACAAAAUACUGAAAAAACAAAUUUAUUUUUGUUUUGUCCAGGACAAUUGUCACAAAAAAGAGAUAUUUUUUUAUACUGGCCAUCAUGUUUGUUAUCUAGGCAGUUUUGUAAAAUAUGAAAAUAAAUUUGAACAUAUUUCGUUGACCCCUCUUUUCCCAUCGUUUUCCCCCCAGAUAUAGCAAAAAGUAUUUUACUUUCGUAUAUCGUGAAAUUAUAUAGAGCAUAUUUUCUGCUAAAUCUAAACAUCAUGCUAGGUCCAUGAGGUGUUGCAAAAACCUUUUGCAAAUCAAAAGAAAUAACAAUAAACUCAUCCUUAUUAGAAUUACCCUGUUCCGUCGAAAAUAAUUCUUUGGCGGUAUUUUUAUUUUUUUGAUGUUUAAUAUAUUUAUUUUUUUCAUCAUCUGUUCUUUCAGCUUCUGAAAUAUUUUCAUAUCUAACACAUGUAGAACAUUUAUCUUUUCUUGGUACAUGUAUACCAAUAUUAAGUUUUUUAAAGUUUUUUUUAAAGUGGAAAUUUUAAAAGGCACGCUAUUAUUUUCAUUUAUUUUUGUGUUAUAAAUUUUAUAAAGAUUUGAAAUGCUUUUAGUGUCUGCUGGUAAAUAUAACGUAGUACUUGACCCUCUACAGUAGUGCGAACAGCUGGAAGGCUCUUUAUAAAAUGUUGAAAAGCUAACAUUUGUUCUGGAGUGACUUUAUGUUUUGGUUUAUGUUUUCCCCUUUUCUCUUGAUUAACUUUAAUUUUUCCUUUAAUGGUAAACCGUAUUAACUUUUGAGUAACAUUUAAUGUAUUUUUAAAAAAAUGUAAGCAAACACGUUUUUGUACAUUAUUAUUCAUGAGAAAGUACUGAUAAGUUAGAUUACGGCGCGAGUCUCCAACUGUUCUUUUUCGCUUUACGGGUAUAACGUUAACACAACCAUUUAUAAAGUUUUUUUUGUCUAAGCUAUUACCGAGACUCCAGAAAUUCCUAAAAAUAGUUUCUCUGUCUUCUGGGAUAAAUUUAUUACAUUUAUUUAUACAAUUUUUACCAAAACAUGGAUUAGGAAGAAUUUUUUUUCCAGAUACGCGUUUGUUUUUGUAAUUUAGAUAACUUUGCCGCCUUAAGUUACGCAAUUUUCGUUGACGCAAUAUCUUCCUUUUUUUUUCUCUUUUGUCCUCUAUCAAAUGUUUCAGUCGAGGAUUUAGUGCUCUGAGAUGAGGUAACAGAUGUUUUACUAGAAACUGAACCCUUUUGUGAGCUAAGACUAGAACUAACACUCUCGGUUUCACUCUCAUGGAGUUCGAUUCGGAUUCGGAAUACAAAGAAUCAUUGUGAAGUUCAACAUUAUUAUGAUUUUCUUUCCUAUCUGUUUUAUUAAAUACUAUAAGAUUAUCACUACUGUAACUAUCUGAAUAAGGCACGAGUUUGGUAUCACAGAUUAAUUGCAGAUUAUCAGUCUCUUCGCUGGCAAUAGCGGCAGUCCCAAUUGUUUCAUCGAAAAUGUUUGAAAAUAAACUACUAUCAAUAUUAAAAUUUGAGCUGACAUUAAGACUAAAAUCCAAAUUAUCAAUAACAGAGUUAUGCAGUUCUAGUCGUUUAGACUUUCAGAUUGUAAAAGAUUGUCAUGUUGUAGUGCUUCAUGUAGGUCUAUUUCAGAAAUAUUAUUAUAAUUUUGAUUACUCGUCUGAUCUUCCCUCAUGUUUUGUAGGGCCAAAUUUCUUAUCUUUUGCCCACGAGAAAUCAUUCUGAAAAUAAUUAUAAAAAGUCGUAAGCGACAUACAAAAAUUUAAUUUUUAAACAACAAUUACGCAUAAAAAACAAUAUCUAAGUAUAGGAAAAUACUCUAAAUAAUAAUAUACCAAACAUCCUUUAUUUAAUAGCUUCAUUUUUACCUAAGUCAGUAAAGUAGUAAUUGUUUUAUUGAGAACUUAAAUUGCAAUGUAAUUUAUGGUGGUUAGACCAAUCAAAUAAAAAAAAUUAAAAAGGCGUAACCGACAACGUAAUUAAAAGUGAUUUUUUUAAUGUUUUAUAAUUUAUUAUGUUAAUUAAACUAUACAGACGUUCAACUAACAACAAAACAAUAAUAAAUAUAUUUAAAAAUUACUAACUUUGCAACAAAAAACAGUUUUUCCAGGCCCUGGGCGUAUACACCUUCACGUACGGAUGACUGUCGCUUACUGAUUCCGUGUCGAAACUCGCAAGAAAUUAAAUUGGCGGUUUGACGCUCGGUUUUGUUCACUUAGAAUUUUUUGUGCCUUACGUCCUUUUAAUAGGUAAAUAGGGCUAAAGUAGUAUAUUAUUUUGAUGCCAAAAAAUAAAAUUCGUGAUUUUGGCGCUGGAUGGGCUUGGAUUAUAUAUAUAUAUAUAUAUAUAUAUAUAUAUAUAUAGGGGAAGCAGGGGGAAUGCCGCUCAGUUAAGGAAAAAACGCAAUAUUUUUAUAAAACUUUGGUUUUUAUUAAAAAUAAGAACAAAUGACAAAAGUUUACCUCUUUGUGUGUCAAUAUGUUAACAUAAAACGUAAUUAUAGUUUACCUAAAAACAGUAGGAAAACUUCAAAAAAAAAUCAGGGUUGAGCGUCAAUGCCCCUGGCUAUGGGUAAUACCGCUCAGCCAUAGGGGUAAUGACGCUCAAAUCUGCUUUUUUAAAAAAUAACCGUAUACACAUAUUUUUUUAUGAACAAAUAAAAAAAACAACCUUAAAUAACUAAAAUAAAGUAUUUAGUCAUAGUUGAGCAUCACUAAACAUCAUCAUUGUAGUUUUAGUUACAGAAAUCACAGAUGUAUCCAUCUGGAGAAUCCCAUCCGGUGCACAUGGCAUGAGUCCAGAACCCACAUAUGGUACAGCGAUACCACAUUUCAUUAUUUCUUCCAAAUUCUUCGCAAAUAUUGCAUUUAUUAUAUUCAUUUCCUUCCACACUCAAUUCAUCAUCACUGUCAUCGUCACAGACAUUUUCAAUUUGUUCAUCGUCAUCUGAUGAACUGUCUUGCAAAACUUUAGCGUUUGCAAGAUGUUCCACUUUUAUUUUUAUUUCUAUUAUUUCCUGUGACUUUACUUCUUGUUUGAUCUUUUCUUCCGGUCUUAUUGAGUUUUUUUUUCUUGUUCGUUUCUUUCUCUUCUAAUAUAUUUUUCAUUGGAGUCGAUGUUAAUAUGGUAGAAUGUUGUUUUCUCUUGCUUUGAGCUGGCUUUGAAGUUGACGCAAUAGUUGGUGGUGUUGUUGCUAUCUUAGAAAAAGAAACAUAAGUUUGUUUUUGUUCACCCAAAAGUGCCUGGUUAGAUGGACCAGAAUUGGGUGAUUUAUUUUUGAUAGACUGGGACUUAGAUGCAGCAUGUACAGAAGCUUCAAGAUUUUGAUUUGGCGCUUCCAUCAGUGGAUCAGGAGCAGGAGAUUCAUGAUCUUGGUGGUUUGACAUAUCAAGCGAUGAACCAGUAACUGGAGAUGCAGGUGCUUGAUUGAUCGUCAUGUGAUGAGUUUGCGCAGCUCCAAGAUUAUCGCCAGUUUCAUUUUCGUUUUGAGUGGGUUGUUCUGAGUUUUGAGCCAUCAGAGAUGCUGGCAAGAAGUCUUGUUCAGUAAAAACAUUUGGAUUUAAAGGGUAGAUUCCAGUGGCUCGGAAUCCUGCUUUUCCUUUGCUUAUGUUUGCAACUUGUGCAUAUGCCUUGUUAAAUAAACAGGCGACGUCAUAUGGAGUUAUUUUAGCCAUUAAGUGUGUCUUCAUAUGCAUGUUGCAUUCGUGUCUAUAAGCAGCUUUCAGGGGACCAUAAAAAGACACAUCGAGAGGUUGUGUUCUGUGAGAGCUGUGUGGUGGAAUGGAAAGCAUAGCGAUGUGAUUUUUUUUGCAAUAGUUAAAAGCUGGAAGGGAGAUGUGGCUGCUAUGGUUAUCGAGUAUUACGAGUACAGGAGAAUCUUCUGUAGGCUUGACAUAUGCUGCAAAAUGUUUAAGCCACUCUACAAACAAUUCCUCAUUUAUCCAGCCAUUCUUGGAGUGGGUGUAAAAUGCACCAGGCGGUCCAUCCUUUUCUAGUAACGGUGUCAUCCUCUGCCUGAGAAAAAUAAACAUUGGUGGUACGAAGUUCCCAGCCGCACUCAUGGCACACAUGACUGAUAUAUUUCUGCCGCGUUCGCCGCUCGUAACUGCGCCUACUCUUCGUUGCCCUUUUUCUGCAAGCACUUUUCCCGGAUCUGUGACGGUUGUGAUCCCUGUUUCGUCAGCAUUGUAUAUAUUAUUAGGAGGAAACCUAUACUUUUCCAUUAGGUCACCAAGCAUUUGGUAGAAGUGAGUAAUCUCUUCUUUGUUAAAAGCAGAAACCCUAUUUAAACUUGUUGCUUCAGCUUUACGUACAGCAACAGAAGGGUUGCGUCGCAUAAAACCUUGUACCCAAUCUAACCCAGCCAUUUUGCUGUUCUUAUCAAAAUUAUUUUUGAUACUGUUAAUCUCUGCAUACUUGUAAACGGAUUUACGCAAAUCUGUAACGCUUAAUCCAUAGUAUAUUGAUCCCAGCAGCUUAACCUGUUCAGCUAUUUCACUUUCUUGUUGUUGAUUAAAAACUGGUUUACGACCCAGUCGUGGACGGCCUAUGUUUUGAUUCUUUAGCCUAUCUCUUAAUGUAGUAAAUGGAAUUUUAUAUGUUCUUGCUGCUAGUCUUUUCGACAUCCCCCUUUCAAUCGCAGUUCUGGCAUGCAGUAGGUCUUCUUCGGUCCAAGCCGCUUUGGCAGUGGUCCUUUCACGUUUUCUGGGCAUAUUCUGAAAAAAAAAACCUUUACUGGGGUAAUGACGCUCACUUGAGCGCCAUAACCCCAAAUGACCGUUUUAUAUUUGAUUUAAAAUAUAUACAAAUACAAUUGCAUAACAAUGUUUACAUUAUCACAAAACAUAAUGUCUUAGUACUUUAGAUAAUAAUACAUGUGAUUAAAAGUGUUGAAAAUCUUGACUUACCGCUAAAAAUUCCGAGCUAAAAAUUAGAUGAAAGCUGCCGAAAAGAAACAAACGCACUUCACUCUUACGGCUACGGAAGCAAACUGCUAUUAUGGCGCUGGGCGGCACCGACAUCACCCCCUCGCGUCUCAGCCCAUGUGCUGUGUUUCUAUGCAACGUAUGUGUCAAGUAAAUAGGGUGAGCGGCAUUACCCCCUGAGCGCAAUUACCCCUGCUUACCCUAUAUAUAUAUAUAUAUAUAUAUAUAUAUAUAUAUAUAUAUGUUUUUUCAAUAAUUACAACCAGUUUUAAAGUUUUAAAUUCUAAAAAUAAGUUAACAAAAAUAAGAACUUCUUUUAAAAAACUAAGAACAAAAAACAAAACAAAAAAAACUUAACUUUUACAAAAAAAUAGGAAUUUUAACGAACAUCUAAUAAACCUAAAUUAACAUUAAAUUUAAAAUAGGAAUUUUGCCUUGAGGUACUUCCAUUAAUAUGAGGCUUUGGUAAAAUAGUUUUUAUGUCCGCUAGAUCUAUAUCUGCCAUAUCUGUAACAAGAGGCAUGUAAAACAUAUUGCCUAUAACUUUUCUACGCAAGAACGUUACAGAAAAACUAUUUUUAUUUUCUUUUAAAAUUUUCCCCACAUAAUAAAUAAUAUUUUUCUUUAAUUGAAAUUCUACAAGCACAAAGUCAUCAGGAAGUGAGGCUCUCUCAAGAGCAAACUUAAUACCUGGCAACGCUUCAUCUUCUGAUGUCUCAUUAUCACUGUCUAAAACCAACGGUGUGUCUGAGCUUGACGAUGAACUUUCCAUUAGAACUCUCUUUGUCUUCUUCGGAACUAUUCGUCUUUUACCUUGUUGCUCCAUUUCCAAGAGGUCCUUUUCAGGAGUGUCAGUUGCAAUUAGACUCCUUCCCGCUUUGCGUCUUUUCGUUGUAUUUUUUCUGGCGGCUGCACGGAGUGGUGGUUGAAAUUCUUUGGGAGAUAUAAAAAUAUUUUCGUUGUUUUGUUGAUACUAAGUGGAUGGAAUAGGAGACUCGAUAUUUAGGUUUUUCUCGAUACCAUCUGGUUGAUUGGAUAUAGUAGCUUUUUCUUUUGACAUGUCAGGUUGUGAAGAGUUUGUAUUUUCUUCAAUAUCAUCUCUGUCAUCUGGGUUUCCAUUUUCCACCUCUUGAUCCAAAAUAUAUAGGUUUCGAUCCCCAGGGUCAGGUCUAUCGGUGACGGAGCUAGGCAUAAAGUCAACUUCUGAUAAAAUGUUACGAUCAAACGGGAAUAUGCCUGUUUUCCGAAAUGCAUUUGUAAUUGUAUAUGGUGUCGUAGCUUUCUGAUAAGCUAUUCCAAUAAAAGAUGCUAAUUUAUAAAUAGUAACGGGAAUCCCAGGAUUUCUCAGCAUCCAAGAAUCAAUAGAGGCAUUAUCAUAUUCUUUAAACGGCUUCAUUAUACCAACAUCUAAUGAUUGGGUUUUCUGCGUUGUAUGGGGUGGAAGGGUUAAAAUAUUAACACCGUUUUCCUUUGCAAUAUCAAUAGCUCCGAUUGGCAGGUGCGAUUCGUGGUUGUCCAUAAUCAAUAUGGAUGGAUUCUCUUUUGAAGAUGAGCUAUGCUUGACAAAAUGAAGCAUCAUCUCGCUAAAGAGAUCUGAAUUCAUCCAGCCACUGGACGUUGCCAAGCCCAAAGAGCCUGGUGGAGCUCCAUUAAGCAUAUGCGGUUUAAAAUGCACUCUGGGAAAUAUUAAAGCUGGCGGUAGACUUUGCCUACUUGCACUUACGAUACAACAUGUAGUAACUAAUGUUUUCCCUUUUCUCCACUGGUUACUUUGGACAAGCAUCUUAUACCCUUGGGUGCCAAGACUCUUUGAGGUUUUUGCACGGUAGUAGUGGAAGUUUCGUCCAAAUUAAAGAUUCGCGUCCCAUCGGCAAACCGUGGAUCUCUUUGCAAAAUAUUAUAAAGAUUAUCAAAAAAUUUUCCCACAUUUGAUCGGUUAAAAGAGGUUGCUCUGGCUAGACUACAACGCUCUGGGCAUCUUAGCGUCAAGGUCGGAUGUCUUUGGCGAAAAGAACGCAGCCAUUCUAUUCCAGCUAACUCCUGUUUUGACCAUGAAGCAGGCAUUUUUAUAUAAUUUUUUUUUGCCAUUUGGUAAGCAAUCCUACGACAAUCUUUAUUUAUUACGCCGUAAAAAGCAUAAGCACAUUCAUAUAUGUAUUCCACUAACGACUUUUCUUGCUCCACUGUAAAUACUUUGUUAACCUCAUAGUUUGGAGUAAGUCGAACAUCGUCUCCUAACUGUUGCUGCUUCAUGAAGUAUCUCCGAAGUGUUGGAUAGGGAAUAGAUUUCCUUCUAGAGGCUUCUCGUAGGCUAAUUUCCGUAUUCUUGAGAGCAAGAGCGUCAGCCAUUUGUGCCUCAGUGUGCUUUCCGAUUUUACGUUCUCGUUUUUUGCGAGCCAUGAUGCUAAAAGUCAAUUUUUUUAUAAAUAUCAUUUUAUAGAUAAUACGGUCCACAGUGAACCGAUUUACUGUGUACACAGUGAACCGAUUCACUGUAAAUUUGCUACUAAUAAAAUCCAAAUAAAUCCAAUAAAAAAAUUAAUAACAAAAUAGCAAUAAUGAAAAACAAAAGAAUUAUUAUUUAUAAGUUGGCUAAAAAGAAUCAGCAAUAGAUGACACUAUCAAACAUUUCAAAAUAUUUGAGCAAACACCCCAAAAACAUUGGGUAAAUGAACAAACGAAAUUUAGUUUGCUUACCUGAAAACACACAAUUGCACGUGGCACGUUUAAAAUAAUACUGAUCGACGAGAAUCGACUAGCAUACGUUGUUAUUACAAAUAGAUGCUUUAAGCGGUCCCCACCACACACUCUAACGACCGUUGGUAAAUGUUGUUGCGCCAAAUUUGAAAAUGGUUCUCUGUGUACUGUGGUUCACUGUUGGACAGUUUACCCUACAUUUUCAUUUCGAGCAAAUAAAUAUCAAUCCAGAGCGCUUUCUACAACUUAGAUUGAAACUUAUAUAGGAAGUGGAACUUUUAUAAAUAUAUUUCACCAAAUAAUUAAUUAAAUAUAUCUAGUUGUUGGGCUCGGCUAAUUUCUUCUCUGUAUUUUUUUUCCAUUUAUAAGAUAUUUAUUAUACCGGGUGACAGGAAAAAGGGAACACUUAAUAACUUUUUUACUUUUUAAGAUAAGCAAUUGAAAUUUGGUAUAUCGAUUGAAUAGUUAUAAGAGCAUCUAUUGACAUAUUCUGUUAUUUUUCGCCUGUUAAAUCGGAAGUGACACUAUUUUUUUAAUUUUAAAUGGGACAAUUAGUAUAUUAUUAUGCAUUUUGAUAGAAAAUGCUAUUCUGAGAAUAAUGAUACCGCAUUUGCUACUUUUUGUUUUAUACUCAUAGAAAAAAUCAAUUUUGUAAAUUUUGUAAUAGGGUGUAUAAGAGGGUAAAGGUAAAAUAACAGAAUUAUUGAAAACACUUACGUGGCGUUGUUCUAUGGUGUAAUGCUCCAUUGACUACCUGCCAUCUGUCGGUUUUCGAUCUGUCACGUCAUAAUCUGACAUUAUGACUGUCAAACAUGACGCGGAAUUGAAAUCUUGAGUUCUUAGUGAAACACCUUUUAUUUUGAUAAAACUACUAUAGUACUAGUUCACACCCUAGUUAAUACCCAGAAUAUUAGAUAUCCUGCUUCACACAGGAAUUUAUUUAAACAAGCAGUCUAAAAAAUGAAUAGUAUUCUGGGCAUUUAUUUAUUACUAAUUUCAGUUUUUUUUUAAUGAUAAAUUAUAACAAUUGUUGGACAACGAUACUUGAGUCUCGCAUAGGAGUGUCUGGGGCGUGAAAAAUUUAUGAAAAAAGUUGUUAAAUCAACCCGCCGAUACAUAUGGAAUUAUUUUUAUAUCUAUAACGUUAAUGAAAAUGAUUAAUGUUUAUCUCCUCCGAUCUGAACAACGCAGUAAAAUUAUGUAUUUGACAUUCGGAUGCUCUUAAUUCGAUUGGCUAAGUAGCUGAGCAUUCUAAUGGACUGUGGUUUCCAACAAUUGAACUUUGUGCGGCAUUUAUACGUGUUUACGAGAUUUGUGCUAUUUCAAUUUUAUUGAUCUUUCGUUAUUUUAUUUUUGUUGUUACUCUUGUCGUUAUUUGUUAUUUCUUUACAAGGAAUAUGGCGUUUAUUUUAAAUUCGAGUCCUACAUAAGAGUAUUGUAUCAAUCUUGGGUCAACAAAAACACGUAAGUUUUAACAACAAAACAGCAACAAUCAUGCUUCGGAGUUGUUACAUUGCGCAUAACAUUUUUUAUUUAAAAAAAUUGCAGCUUUUAAACUUUUCCUAUUUUUAUUAAUAACAGUAUUUAUUAUUGUGGUAAAUAACGCUAAGUAGUAGCAAUUUUUUUUGAGGCUAUUAAUUCUUUAAUCUUUCUGAAUAAUUUAUUAUAUCCGAUGGGAUUACAAGGGCAUCAUGCUUAUGUUAAAAAAAUCAAGGUUCGUUUAAUAUUUUAAUCAAUUCUCUGCAAAAACUUUCGACGAUUUUUGGACUAAUACAGAAUGAUUAAAUUUGUUUUAUAAGCUUACAUUUGAAAACCUGCCAGAGCUAGCUGAUACAACAAAUAUAAAUAAUUAUUAGGGGAAACUGGGUAACAGUAAGACACUUUUUUUUCUUUUUACUAUAAGAUCAUUACUAUUAAAUGUAUAAACAAAAUUUUUUAAUGGCUGUAUUUUUACAUCCUUUUAUUAACACAAUAUGUAUAGAAUUUAGCAGUAUCUGUUUUAAGAUCUCUGAAUUUGACACAUAAAAUUCAGUUGUCAUUUGACUCAGUGUUACCCAGGUAACAGUAACAGUGUAACAGUACCCAGGGUAACAGUAAGACACUAUAUGUAAUUGCCCAAAUAUUAGUGAUUAAAACAAAAUAAAAACUCGAACUUAAUUUAUUUUAAUUUUGAUUUUAAACAGAACAUCAAAGAAAAUUGUGGCUUUAAGCUUACUUGAAUUUUUAAAGUAAGAAAACAUGUUUUAAAUAUAUUAUAAUAUAUUUAAAAUAAAUACAUAAAAUACAUAUUCAUUAAAUUAAAGUUUAAUUCAACGAAAAAAAUGAAUUUUGUCGCUUAGUAUGACCGUAAUUAAGGGGUCUUGGUAAAAUCAUUUUAAUGUCCUUAACUGGUAUUGUGGCAAUGUCUGGGAUAACGGGAAAGUAAAAUUUUGAAUCAGUCUUUUGGCUUUUCCUCAUAAAACUAAUAUUCGCCUCAUUUGUCUCAGUAACACAAGAAAGCACCUUUCCUAUAUAGUAAACAGGCUUUGAUUUUGUGUUUUCUGGUUUAAAUUCAACCAGGACAUAAUCCUUAACCUCUGGAAAUUUUGACAGAUCUUCAAAUGCUGUGGGAUCCACUUUUGGAUCUACUUCAGGUUCAAGAUGUUCAGAUGAUGCAUUAGAAUGCCAUUCUUCAUCAUCUUCAUCACUGUCCUAAAUCUUUCGCUUUACACUUUUCUUUUUCUGUACAUCUAUUGAGGUUGAAGGUAUUUUUUUUUCAGCCUUUCUUUCUUCCAGCUCAAGUUUUUCGGGAGUAUCGGUGGGUAUCAUGCUUUUUCCCUGUCUCAUUUCUCGGCUCAGCUUUAGGAAAUUGGCGAAUUUUUUCUGGGGUUAUAAAUCUAUUUGCGUUUAGUUUAGUUUGAUCAUCAAUUGGUUCCCGAGGAGGAGUUUGAUUACCCAGUACUAGUUGAGGUCUAUCAGUGACUGAGCAUGGCAAAAAGUCAAUAUCUGUAAAUAUUUCUUUGUCAAAGGGAAAUAUUCCGCAUUUUUUAAAAGCGGCAUUUUUUAAUAUUUGCUGAAGUCAUUGCUUUUUGAUAUGCUUCCCCCCACACAACCUGCAACUUGAUAACUGGCUUUCCAGGAUGAUGCAUCAGCCAGCUAUCUAUAUCAGCAUUAUAAGCAAUACUGAAAGGCUUAAAAAUGCCAACGUUUAAAGGUUGCAUCCUGGUCGAGUGUGGUGGAAAUGUCACAAUAGUGACGCAAUUUUCCUUAGCAAGAUCGAAAACCUCGAUGGAUAGAUGACUCUCAUGAUUGUCAUAAAGUAAAAGACUUGGAUUUUCGUUCGAACUAGAGGUGUGCUUAAUAAAGUGCUCGAUUUCUUUUAAAAACAAGUCGGCAUUCAUCCAACCAGACUGAGACGCCAGACCUAAAGUAUCAGGCGGAGCACCAACAAUCAUGUGUUCUUUGAAGUGACCCGUGGAAAAACCAUAGCAGGAGGGAGAUGAUUUCCUGCAGCACUUACUAUUGCACAUGUUGCUACAAGAACGCCCUUUUCUCCACUUUAUUGACUUGUUUUGCUCCUUUUUCGGCUAAAACUUUAGCCGAUUUUUGAACAGUCACUGUAGCCGUUCCAUCAAGAUUAAAAAUACGCGUCCCAUCGUUAAAUCUUUCAUUGCGUUUCAUUGCUUUGCAUAAGUUAUUAAAAAAACAUAUUAACGUUAUGCCUAUUAAAGGAUGUAGCCCGUGACAGACUACAUCCUUCUGGAGUUCUUAAAGAAACAUUUGGAUUUCUUCUUAUGAAAUUUCUCAUCCACUCCUGUCCUGCCAUUUUAUUAACGGACCAUUUCGGAGGCAUCUUAAAAUGGUUUAUGAAUGCUAGCUCAUAAGCCAAUUUACGGCAAUCACAAAGAGGGAGCCCAUAAAACAUCUGAGAGCAUUUAAUAAUAUAAUCAGCCAGCAUUUUUUCUUGCUCGUUAUUAAAUACUUUAUUUAUUGCAUAAUUAGGUGUAUAGCGAAUCAAUUCAUCCUGACUUGAUUUUCUCUUUCGCACAUAUCUAAAAAUAGAUAUUGUAUGUAUUUUGUAAGUUUGAUUAAACUAACUUUUUUGACCUAGAUAAGGUCUGGAAACUUAAAUUUUCUUGUUUUGCAACAGAUCUAGUGCUACGUCCGCUAAGCACAGCUUCAACUGCCCUUUUCAUAGUUUCCUCGGAAAAUGUUCCAUAGUUUGUUUUCCUUAGUGGAUUCCUCGGCAUUCUGAACACUUUUUUUAUAAAAUUCUAAAAAAAAGAAGCGAGUUCUAUAUUUUUUAAUAAUAUUUGGGUAACAGUGAGACAUGUCUCAAUGUACCCCGUCUCACUGUUACCCAUUGUCGCUAAAGCUAAAAAAACAUCAUAAGCCUAACCUCAAAUUUCUUUUGCUCUAUUAAACUUCGUUAUUCUAUUAGCUAAUCUACCCAUAACUUUAUGGUAAUACUAACAAACUGCUAAAUAUUCAACUUCAUUUUACAAAAAAGUCUCAACUUACCUGUUGAUAUUUACUUUUUGCACACGAAAGGCAGGUGAACGCGACAGAAUUUAAUUCAAACACGAAUGAAAAUCAAACGGAUAGGAAAUCGGUAAUUGUCAAUGUAGCUAAGAUACACCAGUAGUGACAUCUUUUGACAGGACAAAGAACCGGAGUAAUUUCGAAUGUCUUUCUAGUUUUCUGUUGAAGGAACAAUUGGCGUGAGACUGUAACUACGCCUUAGGCUUGUAAUCUACUAGAUGAUCUAAAAUUUUAUAUUAAAGAUAUUUGUGAACAAGUGCUCUUAUUUUUAGAUAUUUUUUUAUUACUUUUUAAUUUUGCGACAACUUUAGUAUCAUAAUGUGUCUUAUUAAAUAUCAUUAGAUUAAAUUAGGAACAUCUUUGGUUUUUUCUAGGAAAACAAUUUUUGAUUCCCAGCUUUAUUUUAAAUUGUACAAUAAAUUACUUGUGAAUCUUGGUUAUCUGCGAAUAAAAAUAUUUACUUCUAUUUAGUUCAUUCUUUGAAUGGAAUUUGUUUCAUGUCUAGCAGAUGUAAAUAUCAUAUUAUAUUUUUAUCUACUUAUAGAAUUUUAACCACUGGAAAACCACAUUAUCCAACGACAUUCCUUGUUUCUGAUCAACAUUCCGAUUUGACUAUAAAUAAAGACAAUUUCGGUGAACAACAGCAUCUGCGGGAGUUUUCAAAAAGAUCUUAUAUUUGUACCUAUUCAGAUGUGGAACCAUUUGCCCGACUGUGUGAGGGUAUAUUUUUCUCCUUAAAACGAUUAAAAGGCUUUUGUUAAAUGAGUGUAAUUUUUAAUGCUUUUAUUUAAAAUUUACUUAGUUUCGUAGUAAUUUUACGAUUUUAUUCACCCAGUGCCGAUCGCUUCAUGGUUUAAAUUAAACUGCGGAUGGCAACAGUAAAGAGUCCAUACUUGUGCUGUUGGACUAUUCAAAGGUUUUUGAUCUUAUUAGCCAUAAUAUGGUUAUCAAUUAAUAUAUAUUGUAAAAUAAAAAGCGUUUCUUUCCCUUCCAUGCACUGCACCACGCUACUGGUUGGUACUUUGAUUGCUCGAAAUACAAAAUGAAAAUUUCUAACUCUUCCACGAGCAUGGUGUAAAUAAAUGGUAUUAUUAUGCAAUUUUUUACACCACCGUGAGUGUUAAUGUUCUCUUAAUGGCGUCCUUAUUUAAAUAAGAUUUAUUAUUUUGUCCAACAUUGUGAUAAAAGCAAAUAAUAAUUUAUAUUAUAAAUGUUUAUUUAGUUUAUAUUACAAAUGUUUUGAUAAUGAUUUGAUUUAUAGCAAAUAAUUACUGGUAUGGUAUGCACCUUAGUUAAAGGAUAAAGCAGUUUCUAAAGAUGUAAUAAUUAUUGAAGAGUGGAGAUUUACACUUUGCCUUAGAUCGUAAGUGCCAACACGUUUAACACGUUCGCUGCCAAUUUUUUUUUAACAACACUCUAAAAAACCUAAGAAUUUUUUUUUUUAAACGUUCAAGAAAGCCAUUUUAAAAUGAUUUUGUAUAAUUUUACCUGUCACUUAGACAGAUUUGUGACAUUGACAGUGACAUGAUCCCAUGACGCCACACGUGCGUCAUGGUUACUUAAAAAAAUAUUUUUAUUUUUUAAAAUUUUUUCAUUAUAAGAUUGACAUAUAAGCACUUACUAAUGUAAAACAAAGGACAGAAAUGCUAAAAAAUAAUAACUAAUAUAAAAAACACCAAAUACUUAUUUUUUUAAAUUUAUUUACGAUUGUGAAAAUUUUUAAAACAGUCUCCUAAGCAAAGUCCAGGGCUAUCUGGGCAGGUUGGACAGUAAAAUACCGUAUCUUUUCUAAUUUUGUGAACGUAACACAUUCUGCAUCUUUUUCUAAUUUGCUUUCCAUUUCCAUCUUUCUGGAAUUUCAAAGGAAGAUGUUCACUGGCAACAUUGCUUUUAUACUCUAUUUCAGAAGUGUGUAGAGCAAUAAAACCUCAUUAGGUAUGCAAAAGUGGUACCUGGUGAUCCACCAAUAUUUUAUGCCACUACCUUAGUUGGGUAUUAGUUUCAAUGUAAAAUUCUUUCUUUUCGUUGAUUGCAGGUAGUGCCACCCGGUUUUGGGUCAAUUUAUGAGUUUUGUCCAUUGUUACCCACUGAUAAACAUUGAAAACGGUUCGCCAAAGGCGUGCAACUGGGACUUGUUUUUUACCUUAUAAUUAAUGUACUUAAAUGCUAUUUUAUUUUAGAAAGUUACUUUUGUUUAAAUGGAAUAAUAUAUUUUUUUCACAAAUUUAUUGAACAUAAUAUGUAGAGUAAAACAGUUGAAAAUGUCACUUUUGGAUCUGGCACUUUUUGAACAGUGUAUAACAAUUUUAAAUUAUAAUAGAUUGUAGUCUUCUUCGUCAUCUGACGAACUGUCAUCACCUCUUGACAUUAUUAUUAAAGGAUAAAGACUGUCUGAUCGAUGAGGUUGUCAAGAUCCCACAUUUUGUCCUCUUGCUUAAUUACAUGCUGGAUUGCUUUUCGCCAAUUCUCUGGUGUCGCUUCCGUAAUGGCUUGAUCAAACAGUAGCUUAACAUCUUUCAUUUUAAAAGUCGUGUUUUGUCUUGCUACAAAUCCUUUUACCUGCGCCCAUAUCAGUUCUAUAGGAUUUAGUUCGCAAUGAUAUGGCGGUAAGCGCAGUACAGUUAUAUUAUAUUUUUCGGCUAUAUCUUCCACGGCGUAUUUCAUGAAACGAGUUUUGUGUAAGUUUGCUAUUGCCAGCAGUUCUUUUUUUAUCAAAUUUGCUUCAAACGCAAUACCUUUUGCAGUCAGCCAAUCGAUAAUUUCUUGCUUUCUCCAACUUGAAGUUGGCGUCUUCUCUAUUCGCCGUGAAUGAUAGCUUGCGUUAUCCAUAACCACCACCGAAUUAGCCGGAAGAAAUUUUAUCAUUUCACCAAAAUAGUCCUCGAAAACGUCUGAGUUCAUGUCUUCAUGGUAAUCUCCUGUGCGAGUCGACUCAAAGGUUAGCAGACCUUCUUUUAAAAAUCCCUCUUCGCUUCCAAUAUGUGUGAUUAUAAGUCUUUUUCCUUUUCCCGAAGGUACUUUAAUACCCGUAGACAGGCCUUCUAUGAAAGCUUGGCGAGCACUGGUUAUAUUUUUGUCUUGCCACAUUUUUUGGACUAUAUAACCUUCGUUAAUCCACGUCUCAUCAAGAUAAAAGACUUUCUUUUGCUCCCUGCGGUACUGCUUGAUACUUCUCAAGUAUUAUCGUCUCCAACAAACAAUUUCGUCGCUCUCCAGUAAAAGUGCUUUGCGAUUAUGCUUUUCCCAGGCGAAAUCCAUAUUUUUUAAAGUUUUCCAUAAAAGUUUUUUACUUAUCAACGGAAUACUGUAAUCUCGGCCAAGCUCCAUUAAAAUUUUGUCUAGGGUGGGUAUUUCCUUUUUAAAAUAAAAAGAGUGAACUUUUCUUCGAAUUAUACAUUUAGCAUUUUCAUCAAGGACUUUUGUAGGUCGUCCUGGCUUUUGCUUGGGAGAUUCCACUUGACCUGCUACUUUUCUUUCCCGCAACAAUUUGAAAAUGGUGGACUUUCCAAUUCCACUCAUUCGAGAACAUUUGUCAACAAUUUCUUGCACAGUAAAACUAGGGUAAUCGUGUUUUAUGCAAUCAUGUACAUUUAAAAUAAUAACUUUUUCACUCAGCGAUAGUGGAGAAUUUUUAGUACAUCUUUUCGUUGGACUGAAUACCUCCAUUUUUUAAAUAUUGGGAUAAUAAUAUUGUGAUUACACUACAGCGUAGCAGUGACUACUAACGUUUAAAAUAUGAUUUAAAAGUAUUUAUAGUCUCUAUAUAUUACCUGCCCAUUUUUGCAUGUUACAAAACGUUAAAAGAUAGGUACCUAUACAAAAGGAUUAAAAGUAUUUAUUUAGUAUUUAAUCUCUUUCAAAAUAAAGGCAUUUAAUCCGUGAAAAUUAAAUUCAUAAAUAUUAUAAGUAUCUGCGCCUAUGAACUACCACGAAAUGUAGCCAAACAGAACGGAAUUCCCCAGUUUAUUGCUCUAUACACUUCUGAAAUAGAGUAUAGGUAUAGUUACCUGUUUAUUGGUUUUGUUUGCUUCAGAAAGAAGUUGUUUUACAAGAGUGUGUCGAAAAUCAUAAUAAUCGAGUUUUCCUUUAGAAGAAUAUCUAUUAUACAAUAGAAAACUAUUCAAUGUGGCAAUUGACAAAAAGUGGACAAACAACUUCUUAUACCAUCUUAGAGUUUUACUUUCGGAACAAUAAUAAGACAGCAUUUGGUCUUCGCGGCCUAUUCCCGACAUAUUUUUAUUAUAUUCUAUUAUUGCCUUAGGUUUUAGUUUCCUUUCACCUCUUCUAUUUUCGACAUAUUCCAAAUUACCGCCAAACUCCGUUGAAAUAAACAAGACUUAUCUUUUAUCUAGCCACUUUCCAAUCACUAAAUUUUCAGAACAUUUUGUUAGUACUUCCUCCUUUGAGCUUUGCCUCAACUACAUUUUUGGGAUUUUCUUUCCUAUCUUUUCUUAGUGUUCCAGUGACAAAAGUCUUGCAUUGUAAUAGUUUUUUGGCAAGGGUCUAACUAUUGUAAAAAUUGUCAAGAAACACACUAUGCCCCUUGUCUAAAUAGUUUUGCAUCAAUGCCAAUACAACAUUUGUAGCAUGUCCUUUCCCUGACAUAUCAUUUUCUGCACCAGUGUAUACUCUAACUUUCAAAACUAGCUUGGGUUCACUCAGGAUAUAUAAUUUCAUUCCAUACUUGUGUCUCUUGUUUUUAAUAUACUGGCGAAACCGCAAUCGUCCUCGCCAUGACACCAUUGUUCAUCCAUUUUGUUAUUUAGAAACUCUUGAAUAUAUCUUAUUUUAUGCAAACGAUCCCCAAAUUCAGCUUCUCCUCUAUUGGGAUAUUUGAAAAAUGCAAACAACGCAUUAUGAUCCAAAAUCUAUUUCGGCUCAUAUAGUGUGUAAAAAAAGGCAAGUUGUAAAGCUGAUCUGUCUUCCAAUAGUCCUGGGUUCUCUUUAUUUGGAUGUGACCCAUAUGAAGCAGCAAAGCAAAGAAAAUUUUGAGUUCGCAAACCGUAAGUGGUUUCCAAGUCGUAAUUCGGGAUUUUUCACUAUUUUUGUCACUUAGAAAAAGUUCUUCCGCAUAUCGAUUCGUUUCGUCUACGAUAUGUAGCAAAAGUUCGUCCGUAAAUUAAAAAAUCCAUAAACAGAGUCGUCUAAUACAUCUACUUGUAGGCCGGAAUUACCUGAGAAUGGAUUUUUUUUCAAGCAAAGUGUGUCAGUCCAACCAAUAGUCGGCAAAUUAUCGUCGCUUUGUACUGGAGCAGGAGAGGCAGGCAGUUGAAAAUUUUCCUCGUCCGGCCCUGAACUUUCGUCACUACUGGAAGGCUCAUAUUCACUGCCACUAUUUAUGAAUGGUUCUUCCUCACUUUCUGAAUCGUUAGCGUACUGCAGCAGUUCAUCAUACUUUAGAGGUCUCCUUCUUUCCCAAUCACUACGUAAUUUUUUCGGGCCUGAAGGCCCCGGAAUUUCGUUAUCCAUAACACUCUAACUUGACAAAAAUUCCCAAAACCGACAAUGCAAAAACACGUGCUUAACGGUGCCAAAAUUGCCGACGUGAGCGCAACAGUCUGACUCAAAAGCCGGAAUAUUACUGUCUAUUUAAAAUUAUAAUUGCACUGGACGCAAAUGUCUCGUUAUCGGCUUUUGGUAGGAGAAAGCCAUGACGCAACAUAUGCGUCACUGGCAGCGAACGUGUACUGAGUUAUGACAUUAAAAAAAAGUUCCUAAAACCGUUUUAUCCAGAAAACGUGGACAUAUGAACUACACAUAUGACCACUUUUGAGCAUAUGUUUUUAUGCCCAUUAAAAACAAGAUUUUACAUGAAAAAUACUCUGACCUUGAUAUGUGAUAGACGAUGUGGCCGAUGUCCAAAGAAUCUUUGUCUUAUUUGUAUGUUCUUUUUAUGGGUUUUUUUUAAAUCUGGCAAAUAUAAUUAAUCAUGUUUUUUAGUUCCGUACGUGUUGCGGCUGUAAUGUGUGUGUGGUUGAGACGUGUUUUCUUUUUUUAUAUUUAGAGAAAAUCUUUGUCGCAAAUCAGGUAGGCAUGGCCAGUUACCAAAAACUUUUAUUUGGCUUUUUCAAAGAUAUUUUUAGAAAAUAGGUAAACAAGUUAAAAUAGUCUUAAUUGUGUUUUGCUCAAUACAGUUAUCAAUCCACAUUUCUAGAUUUUUACAUCUGAUUUGAGUAUUUAGGCUAGUUAAAAAAAAAUUAAUUAUGCUUAAAUUUUGCGGGUAAAGAAAAUAAAUUUCGGCGGAAAAAAUGCCAGAAAUAUCUGAUUCUGGGUCGAAGGGAUCUCCUGCAAGGCCUUGCACUCUUUGUUCGGCAAUAUAUAUGCCCAAACGGGGACACACCAAAGCACGUGUCAAUUAACGAGCGAACACUUGCGGUCAUAAUUGACUUGACCGGCCGAUUGAUUUAGUACGAAUACCGUACUCCACGUACUCACGCUUCAGCCGCGAUGCCGUGAGUUUAAAAGUUUUGUAAUUAUAAUUAAUGACAAAAAUAGAUUUAUUAAAACGUAACAAGAUGGAAGAAAACAUUCAGCUGGCAAGGCGCUAUUUCAGUUACACUCCUUGCCAGUCAUAGACUCAUCCCAUAUUCACAUAGGGUAGGCGCGCCUAAGAGUACGCACUUAAUAUUCUUGUCUACAUAAAACCACAAUAAAGAAAAAUAAAUAAAAAAAAUAGUGAGCAACCAAACCUAUAUUCUAUUAGCCAACAAAAAAACACAGUUUAAAAAAAUUAUUUCUACAUUAAAAAUAACAACCCCUUUUUUUCAAAAAAUACAAAUGCGUACUCUUAGCGCCACAUAUGCCCAAGAGUACGCAAAGGUUGGGCUAAGAGUACGCAACAUCACAAUGUUUAAGUAAUGUUUAAUUGCCUAUGUCGCAAUGGAAUUGCUUUUGUCCCAUGUAGCUUGUGCAAAUUUCAUGCCACCAGAACUUGCAUGUUGCACACCUGACCCUCCACCAUAAGAAUUGCUGUAGUUCUUUUCACAUCCAGGACAGACAGCAUCUUCUUGAUUGCUGUUGAUGCUGAUGCUCAAAGCUUUCGAAGGCAUUUUCUUCUUCUUCUGCUUAGUUCUGUCAGUAAGUUUCCUUUUAAUGAUGCUCGUCUUGUUUUGGGAGGUGGAUUCUUGCAGUGAGUCUUUAUAAGGUGUGGAUGAUAAUAUUUCCGACCUAAAAAAUGUGAAAAUAUCUUUAUUAAAUAGUAGAAGUAGGAGAGCUUUUAUUAUUAUUGUUGUUGUUGUUAUAAUUACCUUUUGGAGCGAACACUCCUAAUUUGCUCAUGUUUUGCCUUUGGUAGAGGUAUGAUCAUUUUUGGAGUGAUUCCAGAUGUCCCAGGUACGGCGAGAUCACAAUUUUUUAGGGGAAGAAAACAGUUUAGACUUUACAUUUUCGAUAUCUUCGCUGUCUUGAAUAGAUUCUGAAUUUGGCAUCGGGUUAUUUAAACAAUUGCUAUCAGUAUUCUUGGUUGGUGUUUUGAGACUAGCAUCGUGUAUUUCUAUCGGAGUAACAGACUCUUUACGUAUCCUAUCUAUCAAAACUGAAAUAGGCAAAUUGUCAUCAUCGUCGGAGUCGUGGUUGUUUAAGACUUGAACAUUAUCUUCAUUUUCAUGUCGCCUAUCGUUUGUUGGUUCAAUGUGUAAGGCUCGAUCAGUUACCUCUGAAGGUGCAAAAUCCUCCUCUGUAAACACAUCUGGGUUAUAAGGAUACAAUCCUGUAGUACUAAAUGCCUUUUCACAAAUCUGAAUUGUUGCAACCUUGGAAUAAGCUGCAUGAAAUAGUCUAGACAUUUGUUUCAGAGUCACUGGUCUACAAGGGUUUUGAAUCAUCCAUUUGUCGCUUUCAUUCGAGAAUGCAGUUUUCAAUGGACCAAAAAAGCAUUUAUCGAGGGGCUGCAUUUUGUGGCUCCCAUGGGGCGGCAACGAUAGAAGAACUAUACAGUUAUUCCGACAAAAAUUAACUGCUUCAAGGGUACAAUGUGAUGUGUGGUUGUCAAGAAUCAAAACAACAGGAUCAUCCUCUGAUGAUUUUACGUAGUCUUGAAAAUGUGUAAGCCACCUUAUAAAAAGCUUCGAAUUCAUAUAACCAGUUUCUGUCACUAAUUGUAAAGUUUUAGGUGGACAUACAUAAAAAAGUUUAUCGUUCAUACGUUUGCGUGGGAAGAUACGAGCGGGGGGUAGCCAAACUCCUGAAGCUCCCAUACAACACACAGUUGUUACUAACUGUCCUCGUUCUGCUGCAACCACUUUUGAAACUGUUUUCUUGUCCCUGGGGGCAAAAACUUUGGGCAUUCUGUUAAGGACUGUCGACAUCCCAGUUUCAUCCAUAUUAAAAAUGCGGUGAGCUGGUGCUUUUGUUUUUUCAUAGCAUUGUCUUAAAUUUUCAAAAAAUCUGUUGCACUGAAUCUUGUUAAAGCCAAUUGCUCAAGCCAAACUUACUUUUUCGGGAGCUCUAAGAGACAGCAAGUUUCGUUUAGCAAAAUCUUUAACCCAGUGAUUACCCGCCAUUUUUUGCUCCGGAUUAAAUCUGUGCCUUAUUCGGUUUAGCUCGCCGUAUUGGAAUGCAAGCGACUUCGAGUCUUUCAUGCGCAAUCCAUAGAAUCGGUUAUCCAGAUCUUUAAUAUGAUUCGCCAAUUCUUUUUCCUGAUCGAGAGUAAAAACUGAGUUAAAAAGCCCCAAAGAUUGUGGAAUAGUCCCUAAUCUCAAUCGUUUCCGUAAAGAGCACUCGUUAACACCCAAGGCAGCAGAAACUGAACGCUUGCUUUCCCCCCGGUCUAUUCUAAGUCGCGCCUCGUCUAGCAAUUCUUGUGUAAAUUUCAGCUUACGAUUUGUUUUCCUUUUAUAUUUUCCCAUUAUCACCUUGUUAUCCUGAAAUUAAUUAAAGGUGCCUGGCGUUACUAAGUAAUUAAAAUAAAUAACUGUGGCAAAGAGUACGCAAUUAAAAUAAAUAACUAUAGCAAACAGUACGCACUUAAAUUUUGCGUACUCCUAGCUCCCCUUUCUAGGAUUCGGAAAUAUUGUAAAAAAUGUGUUAUCUAACCGACAAAACAAGAAUAUUUUUAGGUGAGUCUAUAGCCUAAUGAACGUUGAAUUUAACUGCUAAUAUGCAUUUUCUAACAAAUGUUUCCACACGAUAUGAUUCCUUAACUAUAUUCACUUAAAUAUUACAUCGAAAUAGCAUAUUUUAUAUUACUUACGACUAUUCGUUUAUCAAUAAUCCCACUAAAACUUAAAUUUACUGGAUAACACCUUGACACAAACAACCACAAAUGGCCAUAUUGGAUUCGACCCGCGGUGUUGCCAUGUGGCUCAUCCAAGGUCUGCGUACUCUUGGGGAAUGCGUACUCUUAGGCGCGCCUACCCUAAGCCUGCCUCAUAUGUAUCAGACAAAUGAGCCCCAAAAUUAAAACAGGACAAUUGCCGACUGUAAAACAUAUCCAAAUGAGCCAAUCCAUGUCAGGAUAGAAAAAACUUGUUCUACGUUAAUUAAAAGAGUGUGAAGUGACGACUUAUUUAAUCUUCGGAUAAGUAUAAACCGGUCAUACUUUUAUUAAAAGUCCCUUUUCGCCAACCCCUGAAAUCUUAUUAUCAUCGCUGAGUCCCCAAACAGGCGACCCGUCCUCCUAAUGCAGCCAUACCUAGGGUCUAGCGGGCUGGGCACCACGCCUAAGAUAUGCAGAUGUCGGUGGAGUGUGCAGUGACCUGUUGGGAUUCCGGUCAGGUCUGCUAUAAUCCCCAGAGGGAUUAGCCGGGACAGCAGCCACGCUGUCCUAGCUUUAGUUGGAUUUGAUAGCAGUUCUUUAGCCUGUCGACAAGCGCUGUUCCUCCUCGAGUUUUUCCUGGUCUUUUCUCAUGUCCAGUUGUCUAGGAUAUAGAAAAUAUGUUUUUCACUUAGUUGAAGGUAGGGUUCCCGGCUUAUCGGUGGGAGAGCUGAUCCGAGCCUCGCAAACUCGUCCGCCCGCUCAUUGCCCUCCACUCCGCUGUGUCCGGGAACCCAACACACUCGAACCGUCUUCCUCCUACCCAAUGUGUCCAGCGCAUUCCUUUCCUCUUGAAGCUGGUCACUGGAUGCUUGGAUGGCUUUUAAGGCAGCCUGGCUGUCGGAGUAAAUGAUUAUUUCAGUCUUCGGGCCCUCUUUGACUUCUUCCCUGGUGGCCACCUUGAGACAAUUCCGCUUGAAAGACUGACGAGAGUCUAGUAUAAACUGAUCAAUAAUCAAUUUUAUAGAAUAAGCAUGAAAUAGAGUGGGAAGUGAAACAUAGAAAGAUGUAUUUUAAAUGCGCGGGUUAUUAAUACUAACAGUCCGUUAAAAAAUAUCUCCGUAAAUUGGACGAAGCCUAAAAACCGUAUUAACGGUUUUUACAAACUUCUCCUUUAUGGCCCAGGGUAGACGAGACGUCUAGUUUCCAACUUGUUUUCCUCAAGACUGUUUUCCUCAAGGUCUUGACCAAGGCCGAUUCUGGUCAGAAUAUUACAUGGCUUCGUUCUGCAAGUCUGACAGGAAUUUUGAUAUUUUUUGUCGUUUAUGUGGAGUUUUUUUGAUAUCUUUCUCGUUUUCCCGUUAUGAAGAGAAAAAUCCGCUAUUGGGGUGAUAAAAGUAAGAAAAUUCGUUUUCCAAAUUUUUCACAUUCGACUACAUAGCACAAAAUAUCAACAAUGAGCUUGCACGGCGUCGCCUCUAUUGGGUGACGCCUAAGAGCAGAGGUUGUCUUCUUUAAAAUCGUGUGGCCUUGUAGUAUGCAGAAGCAUGGUAUUCUUAGUCUAUGAUCUCAUCAGACUAAAAAUAGCCCCCCUUGGGGCCGAAACAUAAUAUCCAUAAUCUUAAUCGUUUGGUUACUUUUUAAGAUACUGGUGCUUGAACCAAUACGUACUUUGCACAAAUGAGUUUUUUUGUAGCGGAUGACAUACAGACCUCAUAACAAGUAAAAUUAAAAAUUUUGUAGCAAAGGCACUUAGACCAUUUUGAAUUUCCGCUCUUCAGCUAAAUCUCUAUCUGUUCAAAAUUAGCUAAAUUUAAGUUUUCCUGACUUUUUCUAGGCUUGAAAUUUGCAAUGAAAUUUAAUGAUUAAUUUUAUGCAAUGUAAAAUCUCUUUGGUAUGUUUAGGAAUUGUCUUUUUUUUAAACCUAGUGUUGUUAUCGGUCGUUACACUGAAAAGGAAAUGAAUUAUCCUAUAAAUAAAUGUGAUAAAUAGAAUGUGAUUAGUUAGCUACUGCUUAUCUAUCUUAAGUCCGAAGAAUUAUUUUAUAGCUACUUGAUAAGUACUGUCUCGUAAUGAGUAGCCGGCUUUAAGCCUUAAUAUACAUGUAAAAGUAUAAUAUGUGUUAUAAUGACAAAUUAAAAGUAAGUUAUUUGUUAAGAUUUGUUUUUAGCUAUAAAGAUUUGAUGUAAAUAAAAAAAUGGAACUGAAA